Molecule: messenger RNA, 781 nt
Organism: Klebsormidium nitens
Lineage: Eukaryota; Viridiplantae; Streptophyta; Klebsormidiophyceae; Klebsormidiales; Klebsormidiaceae
Source: the annotation of a GenBank genome assembly
AUUGACGGCUCGCAUGUACGCGCCUUGGAGUUGCAAAAGUGUCCCACCCUCCGAAACCACCAACGCACUGGCGCAAAAAGCACCGGCAUGCCCACAUUGCUAUCUGCAUCGCAAAGCUGGUGGCAGAGGCAGUGGCAAGGGCGCUUGAAGUUGGAGGCCCUUCACAAGAGCACCACGGAGUCUCCAAUAUGGACAUUGUGUCGCAAUUGCAGGACCAGGUCGACCACAUUGCGAGCCUCCUCUUCAACCACGUGGGGACUCUACAAAGAGAUGCCCCGCCUGCGUCUUUGGAUAAAAGAGCGGCGAAGAAAGAGGGUGCGCCCCAUCCUGAGCCGCUGGCCGCAGCGGUGGUGCAAGCGGCACGAGUGCUUGACGAGCUCAUAGCGGCAUGUCCUGCAACUGCUCAAGGAGAGGAGGCGCAAUUGGCUCGCAUUGAAGAGCUGCAGAACGAGAGCGAUAGGCUGGGGGAAGAAAUCCGUGAGGAGCUUGAAGGGGCAGAAGCUGACCAAGAGAUCGUAGACGCAAUGUUCUUAUCUCUUGCGGAUAGUUGUCUUCCAAUGGCCAAAAAACCUAAUGGAGCAACAGAAACGAGGGUCGUAGAUGCGAGUAAACAGAUAGACACGCACAUGAGUAUGGAUGAAGACUUUCCACCGUGAGAGUUUGCAAUACGGGACAGUGCUUAGUAUAUCAAAGUUGCAUAGAAGAUUCCAAAGUACAUAUCAAGAUCCGGUAUAUGUAUCUAGUAAAUACUAAGACGUGACACGAAUUGCAUCAUGUGGCC